This is a messenger RNA of Microthlaspi erraticum, 1869 nucleotides long. The record is from the annotation of a GenBank genome assembly. Lineage: Eukaryota; Viridiplantae; Streptophyta; Magnoliopsida; Brassicales; Brassicaceae.
AUGUUGGCAGGAAAUCCAAGUAGAGGUGAGGAUAAAACUCGCUCUCUGCAGCAAAAAACUUCUGAAUUCAACUCUCUUCUCAAUGGAAUUCCGGCGAGUACCAAUAUUCUUCUUGUCGACACCAAUUUCGUCACUUUAUUUGAUAUGAGGGACAUCAUGCAGCAAUACGCCUAUGAAGUGACGAUUUUUACAGAAGCGGACGAAGCUAUCGCGUUUUUGACAAACUGUGAACAUGAAAUUAAUAUCGUGAUUUGGGAUUUUAAUAUGCCCGGAAUUAACGGACUCCAAGCUCUCGACAUUAUUGGUUCGAGGUUGGAUUUGCCUGUCGUGAUUACGGCUGAUGAUGAUCCAGUAGAAUCUGUGAUGCAAGCAACGUUACAUGGUGCAUGCGACUAUUUAGUGAAGCCGGUUAAAUCAUCGAUCAUAGCCAACAUAUGGCAACACAUUGUACGCAAGAAGAUGAUGCGUAAACCCGGUUUAGUUCCACCGGUUCAAUCAGAAGACAAAGGUGGACAAAACAUCGGUGAGGCUGAAGAGAACGCAGCAAAGAAACCGCGAAUGGCGUCAGCGAGUGAAGAAACUCAACCACUUCCAUCAGAUCCGGUUCCGAGUAAUGGUUUAGACAAAGACAACGAUAACUCCAAGACCAUAAAGCAAGGCAACGGUGAAAAAGACAAGGUAAAUCCGAAGAAACCGAGGACAGUGUGGGAUAACGAUCUUCAAGAGAAAUUUCUCGAAGCCAUUGAUGUAGCUGGUGGUAGUGAAAAAGCUAAUCCAAAGGAAAUUCUCAAAAUUUUGAAAGAGAUGAAAGUCGAAGGACUUACUGGAAACAAUGUGGCUAGUCAUCUUCAGAAAUAUCGUCAAAGUCUUGCUGAAGUCAAAGCUCCUGCUCAACCGGUGCAAGAGGCUCCUUGGGUUCCCUUAGGCGUGUACGAUACUUUAGUAAAAAGUUCGUCAAUUAAGAUCAAUGAUGACCAGGUCCAGCAGGACCAAUAUCGCAACAAUGUUCAAACAACAUCACUGUUGAAUGGCUUCACGAUCCAGCCGAACCAAUAUCCAAACAAUUUUCUCACAACAACGUCACUGUUGAAUGGCUUCACGGUCCAGCCGAACCAAUAUCCAAACAGUAUUCACACAACAACAUCGUCACUGAUGAAUGGCGGCCUAAGCAGUGUUCAGACAGCAACAUCGUCACUUGUGAAUGGCGACAAGGUCCAGCAGAACCAGUAUCUGAACAAGGUGCACGCAGCAACGUCGUCACUUGUGAAUGGCGACACGGUCCAACAGAGCAAGUAUCGAAGCAGUGUUCAGAGAGCAACAUCGUCACUUGUGAAUGUCCAGCAGAACCAACAUCUAAGCAGUGUUCACACAGCAACAUCGUCACUUGUGAAUGGCGACACGGUCCAGCAGAACCAGUAUCUGAACAAGGUGCACACAGCAACAUCGAUGAAUGGCGAGACGGUCCAGCACCAGUAUCUCAACAAUGUUCACACAGCAACAUCGUCACUUGUGAAUACCGACCCGAUCCAGCAGAACCAAUAUCGAAAUGGUUACUCGACUGUGAACAACAACAACGACAACCAGUUCAUGACCAAUCCUUUGCCCCGUUUGCCCUAUCUUGACCAUCCCCAUCUCCAGCCGCAGCAGCCCCAACAGGAGUCCCAGCAGGAGCCCCAGCAGCAGCAGCCCCAACAGGAGCCCCAGCAGCAGCAUGAUCAACAACUUCCGCUAUCUCAUGAAUGGAAUUACGUGACAAGCAAUUACGAACCUGAAGAAGACUAUAGCGCAACGGAACCUGAGCUCAUUUAUACAAAUUCAACAUAUGAUCUAGGAGAGUAUUUUCCAAAUGGCUACAACUUCCCUCAGUGA